AUGUCACUCUUUCCAUCUUCUCAUCUAUACACUCGUUUAAAAGAUACUAUUCCCGCUGUUCUACCGUGGAGUCAAGGGGACUCCUCCACCAAAGGUGAUCCUCGGAAGAGUGUCAAGUGGAUCGAUGGCCUGCGCGGAAUUGCCUCCUUCCUAGUAGUAUUGACACACCUCGCCCGAGCAUGGGACUAUGACCUCUUUUCUCCUCGAGACACCGAAGACGCGAUCCCACGGAUCCUGCAAUGGCCUAUCCUGCGCAUUCCCUGGCAAGGCCGUCUCGGUGUUACCAUCUUCGCAUUCCUUACAGGCUAUGUCUGUGCCCUAAAACCAUUGAAGCUAUCACGAGCUGGAGAUACGACUUCUGCAUUCACAACAAUCGCUAAGAGCGCCUUCCGGAGACCACCAAGACUUAUCUUUCCGGCUACCAUUGCCUUGGUGAUAUCAUGGACGGUUGCCCAAUUCGGCGGAUUUACUGUUGCCAAUCGCUCUGAUAGCUGGUGGUGUCGAUAUGCAGCCCCAGACUUGGAAGAUUCUCUCUGGAAAGAGGUUCUUCGGUUAGGGGAGAACUUUUUGUCGACUUGGACCACCGGUUAUAUGGCAUACGAUGAUCACCAGUGGGCUCUUUUACCUUUGCUAAAGGCCUCGAUGCUGGUAUUUAUUCUUCUUGUCGCGACCAUGUUUAUGCGAUUCCGAUAUCGAGUCACCGUAUACAUUGGGAUGCUGCUUUAUUAUCACCAAGAUGCUGCAAAAGAUACGGAAACAUUCCAAAUGCAAGCUAUUUUCGGCGUCCUUCUCAGUGAUCUCUCAUACAACACCACGCUCAAGGACUGGGUAGAAGCCCAUCGCUAUACUCGGAAGCUCAUCAUCAUACCCCUCGCACUUGCGGGUCUCCUAAUCGCCUCCUACCCAGGCGAACACCCCGAAUGGAUGCCCUGGUCGAAUUUCAUGUUCGAACUCUCAAAAUACAUUUUCCCACCAGAUGUGAACGUCGGGAAGCGCUACUCAGCCCUCGGCGUGGACCUCAUCAUCCUAGCAAUCUACCUAUCUCCCUCCACCAAGGAGUUUCUCGCCAGUCGACUGCUACUCUGGCUUGGAAAGCAGAGUUUCGCGGUAUACCUCAUCCAUGGGACGAUGCUGCGUGUUGUCCUUUGCUGGAUGUUAUACGGAAUUAGUGGCCAGCCAUGGGAAGGAGGUGAAGCUGCCACUGAUGAUUUGCGGGACUGGCUGCCACUACGACCGCCGUGGGUUGUUGCUAUUAGUAUACCAGUAUGGAUUGGACUGGUGUAUGCUCUUGCAACGGCUUGGACAGCGUAUGUUGACCCGUUCUGUGCAUCUAUGACGGAGAAGUUGGAGAGGACGGUUUUUGCAGAGGAUGAGAAGGCGUCGUUGCCAUUGCCGGCUGUCUCGGUUCCUAUGCGGACUACAUGA
Messenger RNA from Penicillium cataractarum, 1425 nucleotides. RefSeq names its product acyltransferase family protein. Gene Ontology annotation, cellular component: membrane. Gene Ontology annotation, molecular function: acyltransferase activity, transferring groups other than amino-acyl groups. Gene Ontology annotation, biological process: polysaccharide biosynthetic process. The record is from RefSeq and is a predicted model, not a curated record. The coding region runs from base 1 to 1425 and encodes 474 amino acids. Lineage: Eukaryota; Fungi; Ascomycota; Eurotiomycetes; Eurotiales; Aspergillaceae. The transcript has 3 exons.